AUGACCUUCGCUGGCAGUGGUGCUAGCAAGCGCUCUCUGACUGUGAAAAGGGCUAACCACAUUGCUGCUAGGCAUGCUCACGAGAAAGAGAAAGUGUUUACUAUACGGGAAUAUAGUGUUCCGGUUGAAGCCAGUGACAAGCUUCCCUUGGAUGAACGAGACUGGGUUUGUCCUUUUUGUCCGGCCCUGCCGACCUUGCCUGCCUAUUUAAAGACCCAGUCGGUGCAACAUCAUUAUCGUACGCAGCGCCCGAGACACAAGACCGAUGCUGCCCGUCUCAAUGUCCUUCGAUGGAAACUUGCCUAA
Messenger RNA from Durusdinium trenchii, 306 nucleotides. The record is from the annotation of a GenBank genome assembly. Lineage: Eukaryota; Dinophyceae; Suessiales; Symbiodiniaceae.